Knipowitschia caucasica is the source of this 756-nucleotide messenger RNA. The record is from the annotation of a GenBank genome assembly. Lineage: Eukaryota; Metazoa; Chordata; Actinopteri; Gobiiformes; Gobiidae.
AUGGAGGAGGUGAUGGAGGAGGUGAUAGAGGAGGUGAUGGAGGAGGUGAUGGAGGAGGUAAUGGAAGAGGUAAUGGAGGAGGUGAUGGAGGAGGUGAUAGAGGAGGUGAUGGAGGAGUUAAUGGAAGAGGUAAUGGAGGAGGUGAUGGAGGGGGUGAUAGAGGAGGUGAUGGAGCAGGUAAUGGAAGAGGUAAUGGAGGAGGUGAUGGAGGGGGUGAUCGAGGAGGUGAUGGAGGAGGUGAUGGAGGGGGUGAUAGAGGAGGUGAUGGAGGAGGUAAUGGAAGAGGUAAUGGAGGAGGUGAUGGAGGAGGUGAUGGAGGGGGUGAUAGCGGAGGUGAUGGAGGAGGUAAUGGAAGAGGUAAUGGAGGAGGUGAUGGAGGAGGUGAUGGAGGGGGUGAUGGAGGGGGUGAUAGAGGAGGUGAUGGAGGAGGUAAUGGAAGAGGUAAUGGAGGAGGUGAUGGAGGAGGUGAUGGAGGGGGUGAUAGCGGAGGUGAUGGAGGAGGUAAUGGAAGAGGUAAUGGAGGAGGUGAUGGAGGAGGUGAUGGAGGGGGUGAUAGAGGAGGUGAUGGAGGAGGUAAUGGAAGAGGUAAUGGAGGAGGUGAUGGAGGAGGUGGUGGAGCAGGUAAUGGAAGAGGUAAUGGAGGAGGUGAUGGAGGAGGUGAUGGAGGGGGUGAUAGAGGAGGUGAUGGAGGAGGUAAUGGAAGAGGUAAUGGAGGAGGUGAUGGAGGAGGUGAUGGAGGAGGUAAUGAGAAGAUGA